Messenger RNA from Leucoraja erinaceus (little skate), 12799 nucleotides. Its product is annotated as pleckstrin homology domain-containing family G member 4B-like. Bases 7449 to 12050 code for a protein of 1533 amino acids. NCBI's taxonomy places the organism in Eukaryota, Metazoa, Chordata, Chondrichthyes, Rajiformes, Rajidae. The transcript has 20 exons. Gene Ontology annotation, molecular function: guanyl-nucleotide exchange factor activity. The record is from RefSeq and is a predicted model, not a curated record.
AGAGAUGCAAUUGCUGGAACUUUGAUGAAGUUCAUUGCAUCUUCUCUAGCCACAAAUAAGGUCCCAGAGGACUGAAGAGUAGCCAAUGCUAUUCCUUUCUUUAAGAAGGGAAGAGAGAGAAUUUUGGGGAUUCCAGGACUCAUGUCAGUGGUCAAGAAUCUAUUGAAGCGGACUCUUCAGUAUAGGACUUUCUCGCUUUUGGAAGAAAAUUGGCUAAUUAGAGAUAGUCAGAGUGGCUUUGUAUGUAGCAGAUCCUGUAUUACUACCUUGAUCGGUUGUUGUAAGGAGAUUACAUCGAUGUUCGAUGAAGGUGGGACAGUGGAUGUAGUUUACAUAGAUUUUAACAAAACAUUUGAUAAAGUCCUCCAUGUUAGAUUGAGCUAGAAGUUUAAGAUGCACGGGGUUUGAAGAUGCACUUACUUAUCAAUGAUAGAGGGUGUGGUCCUGAGUGUUUGGUUGGAGAAUUGUGACCAGUGGGGUUCUGCGGAGAACUCUGCUGGGAACUUUGUUGUUUGUGAUAUAUAAAUUAUAUAAUGGAGAUGUUGUGUUUAAUUUAUUGUCACGUGUGCCAAAAUACAGUGAAAAGCUUUUGUUGUGUGCUAACCAGUCAGCGGAAAGACAAUACAUGAUUAAAAUUGAGCCAUCCAUAAGUUAGCAGAUGGUACUAAGAUUGCUGGAGUUGCAGACAGUGAGGAAGGCUGUCAAAGUAUACAGCAGUAUAUAGAUCAGGUACAGAAAUGGCUGGUAAAACAGCAGAUGGAGUUUAAUCCAAGCAACUGUGAGCAUUUAGGCGGUCGAAUGUAAGGGAAAGGCACACAGUUAAUGGCUAGAUUCUAAACAGAUUGAUGCACAGGUGGAUCUAGGGAUCCAAGUUCAUAGCUCCCUGAAAGUGGCAAUACAAGUAGAAGGAAUGGUAAAGAAGGUCUAUUGUAUGCUUGCCUUCAUUGGUCAGGGCAUUGAGUAUAGGAGACAUGAAGUCAUGAUGCAACUCUCUGACACUUUUGAUAGGCUGCAUAUCGAGUAUUGUUUGCAGUUCGGCUUGCUCCAAUGCAGGAAGAAUGUGGAGAUGUACAAAGAGGAGGUUCACUAGAAUGAUGCCUGGAUUAGGGGGUAUUAACUACAGGAAGAAAUUGAAGAAGCUUGGAUUGUUUUCUCUGGAACGCCAGAAAUUGAGGGGAGACCUAAUAGAAGUAUAUACAGUUUUGAGAGGUAUAGAUAGGGAAGACAGUCAGGGUGGAAAUGUCAAAGACUAUCGGGCAUAGGUUUAAAGUAAGAGGGGCAAAGUAUAAAGGAGAUGUGCAGACUAUUUAUUUUACACCGAGGGUGCUGUGUGCUUGGAACGUCCUGACAGGGAUGGCGGUGGAGGCAAUUACAAUAGUGACGUUGAAAAGGCGUUUAGAUAACACAUGCAUAUGCAGGGAAUGGUGAUAUAUGGAUCAUGAACAAGUGGGAGGGAUUAGUUUAUCUUGGCAUUAUGUUCAGCACAGACAUUAUGGGCCAAAAGGCCUGUCUCUGCUUUAUAUUCUAUGUAUAUUAUUGAUAAUCUCAUCUAAUACCAUCAUGUCUCCCUUAUCUGACCUCUUGUUAAAUAUGGAUCCAAAAGUUUCUUGCCUCUCAUCCAAUGAUUACAUUGGAACCAUUUGCUAAUAACUUUACUCCUGCCGUGACUAAUCCAUUUACAUUUAUAUGAACAUGAAAUAUUGUGUUACUAUUUUGUGUUAUAUUCCUUAUGUUCAUAGUUCCUCUUGCCCUUUCAGUUGUAUUUCGAUUUAUUUCCUAAUUUAGUUCUUUUAACAUACUCAUCCAAACACAGUUAGUACACUUAGCAUAAGCUUCUUUGAAACAUUCAAUCUUUCUCUUAUGUCAUUGUUUAUUCAUGGAGUCUCAUUACAGUUUAAUUUAUUCUUGUUUAUUCAUUGAAUAUAUUUUUCCUGGACAGAUCAAAAGGGUCAGAUUUACCCUGCUGUUUGAAAUCGUUUGCCAAUACUUUUGUACAUUUUAUUUUCCCAAGUUCUCAAAUUUUCCUUUCUCCAAUUCAAUACUUUGGUCUUCAUCAUACUUGUCCUUCUCACUUAUUAAAUCAAAUGAUAUUGUGGUCUCUGUUACUUAGCUACUCCUGUGCUUUUAUUUCUAAUCUCUGUGUAAAUUCUUUGUUGACUUUUUAAAAUCUGUUUGGUUAGGAAGUAGUCCUGUGCACUCUUUCUGCCUCAUUGCCUACCUUUUCAUGCCAACUAAUUCUGGUGUCAUAAUCAUGGGAUUUGCAUUUUCUUUCUCUGCUUGCUUCCUUUAUCAGAGUGCCUGCAGAUUAUUUUAAUUGACCUUUUAUAAAAUCUUUUUCACGACUGGAUUCAGAUGGAUUCCUUUUAUUGGUACUGAGUCUGUCCCUUUUAUCAUCUCCGCCUUUUCUGAAUGUGUCAUAUCCUGCAGGUUCUUUAUUCAAAUCCUGAGUUUUCAACCUAUGUCAAUAAUCACUCUUAAACUUUGUUCUAGAUAUUAUUGUCUCCAGCUGCCCUGCUUUAUCAUAGGUGCUAAAUGGGCGAAUCCUUGCCAGUUCAACUUUUUAAUUUUUGUUUCAUUCAUUCACUCAUUCAUUGGGAGGCGACAUCAUUAGCCAGCUUUGUGUUUGUUGUCCAUUCCCUUUUGCCUUUGAACCAAAUAGUUUUUUGUCAUUUGAUUUAAAAGUGAAUUACAUUGUUCUGUGCCUUGAAUCAUAAGUAGGUAAAAAUACUAGACUUCCUUCUUAAAGGAGCUUACCAAAACAAUUGUUUUAUUUUUACAAUCUGGUAGUUUCAUGGUUACAAUUAUGGAAAACAGAUUUUUAUUCUGGAUAAAUAAUAUUGAAUUUAUAUUCCCAGAUCAUGGGAUUGGAUUAAAAUUCAUGUUUCUGGAGUAUCACUCCAAAGCUCCAGGAUACGUUCAGAUGCAAGGAGACAGAAUUUAAAUCAGUGAGUUUCCAUGAUAAAUGUUCCUCCUGUUUCAAUUCUUGUAGGUCUUUGUCCAACUGGUGUUCCCCGUGAUUUUCAUCCUACACAGUUCAAUCUAACCUUUCACAAGUGAAACUUUCAAUAGGUUGAUUCUGUACUGAACCCAAGUGUGGAAAUCCAUUUUGUGGAAACACACUGCGUUUACUCCAAGAGUUGAGUGCUGGCAUCACUUGCCAGGAUUCUGAGUCUCAAAGUCUGUCUGAUGUUUCAAAAUGUUGAGGUAUCAUUAACCAUACAUUUGAACCACUGAUGCCUGCUGGGCCUCAAUGCUGAAGGCAGGUGGAGCGGAGAGCCCACAGGCUUUGGCGUAUUGGAACGUGUUGGCUUCUCAGUAUAAGGAACGAGUGCCAGAGGAAGUGGUUGGGGUAGGUCUUAUAAUAGCAUUUAAAAGACACUUGAACAACUCCAUGGAUGGGAAAGGUUUAGAUAGAUAUGGGCCAAACACAAGCAAAUGGGACUAGCUUAGAUAGGAUAUUUUGUUCAGCAUGAAUGAAUUGGGCCAAAGGGCAUGUUUCUGUGCUGCAUGGCUGUAUGACUGCAUUACCAGUAGAGGCUGAAAGAGGAGGGAAAAGGCCUCUAGCUAGAAGUUCUACUCUCAAAAUGUCUUUGGAAACAUUGCUUCAGCGUUAUAGAUGAGCAAUGUAUAGGAUUUUCAAAUGAUUUGUUUACUGACAGGUACUAUCCAUUCCAGACAUGGUUUGGGAUUUGAAGCUGCUCUGCUUUUACAACAAUCCUUUCUCAGUUGAUGAGUAAAACUGCUCAGGUGCCUCUACAGUGGAAUGCUUGCAGAUUUUUAGGAAUGUUUCUGUUUCAUCACAGGAUCUGUGAUUGAACAACAGAUUUAAAGGUGCCUAGUUGUUGUCCAUCAGUCACCAUGGCUACAACCAUGUCUGGACCGUUCUUCCUGACGCUGAUGGCUCCCAACCUUGCCUCUGGCUCAUUGCAAAUGGUGGUGGGGUGAGGUGUGGCUGGUAUCAGUUGUAAAUAGCUUGCAGUUACUAGGUGUGGAGGAUGACAGAGACUCUCAAGCAGAACGGAAUUAAUUUAAUUCCACUUUGGUAGAGCAGAGGCAGCAUAAAAAUAGUUUGCCAACAUGGAUAUUUUCUACAGGUUCAAGGAAUAAUAGAUGAAAUACUGAGCUCCUGCCACAAAAUCCAGACUAUUUAGAAUGAAUUGUAGAAUUAAAGAAAAAAUGGGAGUGAAAAAAAGGAAGCAUUGAAAAUAGUUUAUCUCUGAAUAUAUUGUAAGGGUGAGGCUAAUCACUAUUUACUUAGCUGAGAAACAAAAGCAGAUACUGUCUUACAUCAGGGAAUGAUGAAAACCAUGCUAUAUGCUGAAGUGUAAUAAAAAAAAGAACUGUAUACCAAAGAUCUUUAUCACAAAGAUAGACAUAAAAUGCUGGAGUAAUUCAGUGGGUCAGGGAGCAUCUCUCGUGAAAAUGGAUAUGUGACAUUUCGGGCUGUGUCUGAAGAAGGGUCCCGACCUGAAACAUCACCUAUCCAUUCUCACGAGAAAUGCUCCCUGACCCGCUGAGGUACUCCAGCAUUUUGUGUCUAUCCAUAUGCUGAAGGUUUGGACAUCUGCUUCAGAUUGAUUAAUCCACACCUUACAGAUGGUGUGAGUAAAAUGUCCACCCAUUUCUCCUCGAUAAUCAACAGUAUUACUAUUCUCAAAUUCCAGCAUUAAUAUUAUGGGGUUCACAGAUAACUAGAUGGUGGGAGAUGGUGUCCUGAGGUUUCCACUGAUGAUCCUACUAUCCACCUACUCCAGGGUUAACUUGCAGAAGCCAAUUUACAUACCAACUUGUCUUUGAGAUGCUGUGGAAACCAGGUGACCAUCAUAUUCUAUAUUAACAGGAGAUCAAACUCUGAUCACUGGAAUUAUGAAUCAUAGUGUCAGAAAAAUAUCCGGAAAUUGGGCCUCAGCCCACCAACCAACUCAACUACUCAUUUACACUCAUCAUACUUAAUCCCAUUGUAUUCUUCCCACUGUCUCAUCAACUACCCCCAGAUUCAAUCACUCACCUACACAGUGGCCAAUUAAUACAACAACCUGCACAUUUUUGGGAUGAGGGAGGAAAUUGGAACAUCUGGAGGAAACCACUCAUGCACAGAAAGAACGUAUAAAUUCCGAAUCUACACCACCAGAGGUUAGGAUUGAACCCAUUUCCCUGCAGUACUAUCUGCUGAGCCACUGAGGCAUUCUAUGUAGAGACUUGAUUCUAUUUAAAGUUUAAUUCCAAAUAUUUUGCUACUUUUUCACAAAUGCAGAGAAAUUCUCCACACCAGUCUUUUGGCCACGCCUGUAUCCUCUGGUAUAUUUAGUUUGAGAUACAACACGGAAAUAGGCCCUUCUGUCCAUUGAAUCCAUGGUGAUCAUCAAUCGCUCAUUCACACUAGUUCCAUGGUAUCCCACUUUUUCAUUCACCUUUUACACAUUAGGGGCAUUUUCACCGCGCAAAAAUUAGCAUACAAACUUGCAUAUCAUUGGGACAUGAGAGGAAACCGUAGCACCAGAAGGAAACCCACUGAGUCACAGGGAUAACGUGCAAACUCCACAUGGACUGCACCCGAGGUCAGAAUCAAACCUGGGUCUCUGAAGUUGUGAGGCCAUACUAUAUCUGCUGCGCAACCGUGUUGCCCUUAAAUCUGAAAAUGUUGGAAUCAUUCAAUAUGUCAGGCAAUAACCAUUUCUCUCUUCAUAGAUACAAGAUACAAGAUACUUCAUAGAUGCUGCUUGACAUGUUGAUUCUUUUCACAGUAUUUUCUGUUUUGUUUUGGAUUUUCAGCAUCUGCAGGUUAUUUUACAUUUUCAUUUCCUGUAUUCUUUGGCUGUCUCACUAUUUGAAUUGGAUUGUUUUAUGCUCACCCAAUUAUGGGUAGUUUAUUGGAAAUCAAUGGAUUUUCUAACACUAGUUACAAACAAGAUAAACUUGCUUGGUUGUGGCAAAGAGUUUCUCCGAACCACUUCACUCUGGUGAAGCUCAGUGAUGGAAAAGUGGAAAAUAAUAUUAGUUUUGAUUUCACAUUAUGAUUAUGAUUUGGAACUGUGCCAAUGGAACUGAACUCUAGCGACUGUCGGGAAAAGGCGGGGAGAAUAUUUUAAAAAUAAAGAGAGUUGAAAGAUGACAUCAAAAAUAAAUUCAGAAGAGAAUGAAACAGCUACAGUAUGAAACUGCAUGCAAAUAUCUUUGUGUUUCUAAACAAUGUGCGUUGCAGGCCAAAUGUUCAUGUGACCAAGAAGCUAAAAACAUUUUAAAUGCUGAUUUUUAAAAUUUCAAAAUGUUGUGCAAGAAAACUGAAUGUAGACACAGUACAGAACUGCAACAUCACAACCGGGAGUAGCUGUGUAUCUUCAGAGUUGAAAACACUGCACGGAUCAUAUUGUUUAUUAGUUCUGAGGCGGCUCGGGAGAGUAUUGAAAUGUUGCCACAAAGUAUAUAUCCCAUCCAGUCCAAACUUCUGUAUCUUAUGCUAUUACCACAAAGAAGAUGGCAAGUUUCCAUUAAAACUCUUUGAGAUAAAAUCCGUCAGAGGUUGCCUUUAACAGUUUCAUGAUGUGUCACAGAAAAGGGAGCCUGCUCGCUUGUCAGGAAAUGUUGGCAAGCAGACAGGGGGGCGUGAUUCACUGGAUUAAUAAGUGGAAAGAGGAGUGCCGGUCUGUACUGUGACAUAGUGAGCCACAGUAGCUCAGACGGAGUUGUACUUCUAAACUCAGUGUUAGAUAUUGCAGAAUUAUCUAGGGCUUUUUACAGCUGUUAGGCACAAAACAAAAGCAAGCCGUGAUAUAUGAAAGGGCCUUUGUGUUUGGACAAGCUGUAAGCUUAUUUACAAUGUGGAAGGGAGAACCUAACACAUUUUUCUGGCUGUGCAAGCAUCAUAAAACUGAGAGGAGCACGGGGUUCUCGAUGACAAGUGCAAAUAUUUGCUGCAAGAUUAAUGUAUCCUGUGAGAAUAGAGGCAAGAAUGGACUUCUGCGCAAUAAAGCAUGAGGCAGUGUUAACUUAUCUGACCAGGAAAACCUUCUUAGAAACCUUUGCAUUUGGAAAUCUUUAAAGAAUCAUGAUUUUGCCAGCCAUGACUGGUACUUCAAAUCUCAGUGAAAUGUUCAACUGAAGCUUUUUCAACUGGUUCAAGCUUUUGGAAUUUCUGAAGACAGCUUUAUUUUUGCAGACCUCCUCCACUCCCUCCCCUUUUUACCAGCCUACUUGUCCACUGAAGGAGGCACAUUCAUGCAUUGCUUCUCCCACUGCAAAUCACUUUUCUAAGCUCAACAGAGCUCUGAAUUCAUCGUGUCAUGCUGCAUUCUUCAAGCUUGCUGCUCCGAUGAGAUCCUACAGUGUGUGGCUGAUCGUUAUGAGUGGGGAGUGCUGACCCUUAGCACAGACUUGUUCUUCUGAACACAGACAGUGUGGGCGGACCAUACAUCCUGAAGCAAUGGGAUAACAGUGAUAUACUGAGGAAGAUGAAUUCACAAUCGCUGGACACCUGUAUACAGAGCAUUCUCUCUGCUUUGUAUCCUCCGUUCAAUGCUACUGCUCCUACUGUGCUCAGUCAAAUCUUCAGGGUGAUCGACACCGUGUACAAAGGAGAUGGACUCUGCUGCUUGCUAGAUUUCCUGAUUCCAGCAAAGCGUAUCCUGGAGACUGUGCAGCAAGAUGCUUGUGCCGAAUAUUCAAGCCUCCUGUUCCGUCACGAAGGCUGGCCUUUGUGCCUCCACGAGAAGUUAGUGGUGCAGUUGUCAUCAUUCAACAUCUUUCUUCUGCGCCCAGGUGAUUUCUACCUCCAAAUUGUACCCGUUGGGAAGCAGUCUGCACGGAUUGUGUUGAAAUGCUUGGGCAGGGACCUCCGCAGCGUGGAAGAGAAGUUAAUACCAGAAGUAUCCUACACUAAUAUUUUUACCACAGAAUGGCUGGAAACAAUAAACAGUGAACGUUCAGGAACACCAUUGCAAACUUGCCUACUUGCCACUGAUAAUGGAGUUGUAAAAGAGCUUUGGUCUAAAAUAGUAAACCCUGAAUUUGUAAAUAAGACCAAAGCAGCACCAUCAUCUGGGCACGAAACAUCUUCCGUUCAGGAAACGGGUAACAACUGUGGUUCCGCUAGGAUGACUUUGCAGACAGGAAUAGAGAUGGCUCAUUCGGUUGGAUCUUCUGAGCUAGAUUCAGAUAACAAAAUCAAAAAUCCUUUGACUAACUUGGGCCAAAAAGAAGGUGCAAAAUGUUUAAGUCACCUAUCCAUGAAAUCGGGAAUAAUCUCAGCAAAUCAAUUUGAAAUCUCCAAUGAAAAUGUUGAAGGAGAUUAUGUGGAUUUAAUGAUGUUUUCUAAAGAUAAAUGCUCUGAUAACAGGACUGCACAGCUUCCACUGAAGAAAGGUGAAUCUUCUGUGGUUCCAGUCAACGGCACAUGGGCAUGUGGAGGGACAAUUAGGUUUGCAUCAGAACCUUGCACACCAUGCUUAAGCAGGUCAAACAGAGACUUUGAAGAACAAGGGAUAAAAUGCCGCUAUCGUGAAUCUUAUAUAGAAGCCCUGCAAAAUCCUUUGAACUUUGGGUUCAGCUUUCAAGCAGCAGAAGCUUCCACAGAGGACAGGAAAGAUCAGGCCAACCACAAGUCCAACCGUGAUACAAAAAGCACAGUCCAGCGCAAGGAUUCCACCCGAUCUACUGCUGCACCAUCGUGCAAAACUGCACUCAAGGCCAAAUUAUCAGCGCAUCCCAUUCCAUGUUCCACUUCAGUUAAGGCACCAUGCCAAUCCAUGGCUAAGUUUGAUGCUCAAAUUGAGUCGAUGUCUUCAGAUCUUUGCACCAAGCAAACAGUUCCCGAUGACUCGAGAUCAUGCCUGCCAGCUGGUGAUACUGUGUCCUCCGAACCUUUGCCUGGCAGGAAAAGUAUGGAAGCUACAAAAAGGUGUUCAGCUGGUUACGUAUCUCCAAGAAACCGAAGACAUAAAUCUCAGGGAAAAGAACGGCUGCAGAAGAGGUUCCCUACACAAUCGCUGGAUUUAAACAGUGAACUGCUACAUUCAGGAAUUGCUUGUUUACCAGGAAGCAGGGAUAAGGCAGGAAGAGCUGUGUUACAAAUCUGCACGGAUAAUAGCCUCCUGCAAGGACAAACCUGUACCAGCAAUGACCUCACCAGGCUCCUACUGUACCUCCACAACAUUCCCAGGAAGGAGGUUGGCGAUCUGGGUCUAACGAUAGUUGUGGAUGCUCGAAAACAACCCCCGCAUCCCGUGUUAUUUAAAGCAUUUGGAUUGCUACAGGAACGUGUUUCCCACUCUAUUCACUGUAUACUGAUAUUGUCAGAUAAAGACGCAACUGUCAAGCUUGAGAAAUGUCCUGGAAUAUCUAUGGAAGUUUUGACAUCCUUGAAAACACUUCAUAAGUUCAUUGAAAGCACUCAACUGACUGAAAAUCUGGAGGGAACAUUCCCUUACAAUCACUCUGGAUGGAUUCAGUUUCGUACGAAACUCGAGUCAUUCAUUGCAAACUGCCGAGAGACUUCCAAUUUGUUAAUGGACACCAUUAGAAUGUUUGAAUAUAAUAAACCCAGCAACAAUGCGCAGGAAGUUAUUAAUUGCAUCAGUAACCACAAGUUGACCAUGCAGAGGGUUUUGCAAGAUGCCCGGUUGGUUAAUUUACAACUGGAAGGUGGAGCAAUUCUCGCCAGACUCAAGAAAGAGGAAACUCGAUUCAGUUUCUCUGAGGACUACAGGGAUGCCAUUGAUUCAGUAACACCUCUCUAUAAUACGGUGGAAGAAAGUGUCCAUUCUCUAGUGAUGAAGUCCAAUCAGUGUCUGCAGCAUUUGGAGUUCUUGCAGAAUCUGAGGACACUUGAGGAUAAAUUUAAACAGCAAAACAACUGGCUUCUUUGUGAAGGUGAACCAUAUCUGCAGAAUUCAGUCCCAAGUGGAGAUUCACUUAAAGUCAUACAACAAACCCAGCAAAAGUUCAGUGAAUUCUUUAUCUUGGCCACACAGGAAUACAAAAAGAGUUUGGAGCUGUUGCAGGAGGCAAAUCAACUGGAUGGUUUCUCGUAUCCUGAGUUUUCAGUUUUCAAAGAUAUGGUGGAAGAGUUUAAAACCCGACUUGACAAUUUUAACAUUAGUGCUAAGAAACAGCAGGCAGAAUUGAAUGCUCUAGUCAACCUGUACAACUACUGUGAUAAGGCUCUGAAGCUGAUCGAGGAUUGCAAAUGUUGCUUGGCCCAGCUGGGAACAUGUAACUCCACAAAAUUCAGUGAAGAAACACUGCAGCAUCUUGAAAAUUAUCAUCAACGAUUUUCAGAAUUCUCUGUUGAAAAAUUUAAUCAGAUGAAGAGUCAGACCCAUGGCCCGAACAGCGUUCAGGGCAUGAAGAUGUGGAAUGUAACUUUGUUGAAUUACGAAGAAGUCAGGCAACUCCUUGAGGAAAACCUAGAGUUGUGCAGGAAGGUGCUGAAGGCUGAUGGAAGUUCUUCUUCAGAUAGCAAGAGAGAGUCAAAGAGCGCUGAGCAAAAAAGCAGUAAGGACUUGGUCUCAGGUGCCUCUCAUGUGAGUGGGAGUUUUUGGACUGAAGAAAGAAUAAUCUGGCAGAAAAAGGAAGAACAUAAACAUUUGCCUACGAAGAGCAUUCAUAAUCACAAAGAAAACGUGACAAACAAGUCAAAAAGGGUACAAGCCAAGUCUUCAGUAUUUGAAUGGUCAGUGUGUCUGAAUACAAAAGAUGAGUCGAGUGAUGAGAGGAGCCCUCAGAUCUCUUCCCUCCCUUCCUACUCAAACCCAAUAUUUUCUCCCGCUGCUCGUCACAGAAGUUAUCCCUCAAAAAAGAUUAUGCAGGCAGCACAGGGCUUCCAGUUGUCACGGCAUGCGAGCUUUUGCUCUGAAGACAAACAUUAUAGGAGCACUGCAACUGGCAGUAAAAGAAGUGGUGCUGCUCCACCGAUUAGGUCUGUUCUCAGUGAACCUGAAGGACCAAGCAUGUCACGAGGAGCAAUACACGAACUGACAAAGGAGAAUUCAUGCAACAAACUGCAACACAUUAUGGAAGAGAUAUUGAUCACUGAGAGGGAGUACGUCCGUUCCCUUGGAUACGUCACUUCACAAUACUUCCCUGAGAUGGAUCGUAUGGACCUUCCUCAGGAUUUGCGGGGACAUCGAGGGACCAUCUUUGGAAAUCUAGAGAAACUGUAUGACUUCCAUAGCCAGUACUUCCUGAAGGAGCUGGAAAGCUGUGCAAGGGACCCCAUCAGAGUUGGACGCUGCUUCCUUAAACACGAGAAACAGUUUGGACUGUAUGCGCUGUACAGCAAGAACAAGCCCCGAUCAGACUUACUGCUCAGCAGCCAUGGAAACACCUUUUUCAGGGCCAAACAGCUAGAAUUAGGUGACAAGAUGGACUUGGCAUCGUAUCUUUUGAAACCGAUUCAGAGAAUCAGCAAGUACAACCUACUCCUGAGGGAUAUGUUCAAAGAGUGCAGCACAGCCCAGGAAAAAGAGUGCAAGGAACUGCAGGGAGCCCAUGAGAUAGUGUGCUUCCAGCUCCGGUAUGGGAACGAUCUUCUUGCCAUGGAUGAUAUACAGGAGUGUGAUGUGAACCUGAAGGAGCAGGGCCAAUUAUUACGUCGGGACGAGUUUGUUGUAUGGUCUGGGCGAAAGAAAUGUUAUAGGCACAUCUUCCUCUUUGAAGAUCUCAUACUCUUCAGCAAGACCAAGAAAACAGAAGGAAGCAAUGACAUCUAUAUCUACAAACAAUCCUUCAAGACUUCUGAAAUUGGAAUGACACAUAACUCUGGUGAAAGUGGACAACGUUUUGAAAUUUGGUUCAGAAGACAGAAAUCCCAAGAUACUUAUAUCUUGCAUGCACCAACUCCAGAUGUGAAACAGGCGUGGAUAGAUGAUUUAGAGAAAAUAUUAUGGAACCAAGCGUUGAGGAACAGAGAACACCAGAAGCAGGAGAGGGUGUUUAUGGGCAUUGGCAAUAAGCCAUUUAUGGACAUCAAACCUAGCGAAGCAGCCAUCAGUGACAGGUCGGUUCACUGCAUCACAAAAGGGAAAGGUAUGAGUUUAACUCGAAGGCUAACUUAGUGAGGGACCGGAUUCUGCAGUGUAUCAGAAAAAGCAUCCUAUGUCUUGGAGGCUGAGCUUAAAGACUUUUCUUCCAUUGAUUACGAGCAGAUUUUUGAUAAUCAUAACUAUUAAAAAUCCAAACGAAUGACUUCAGUAAAACGUUAAUUGACAAUCAUCUCAGAAUCAUCUUCAAGGCCACAAGAACUAAAUGUUAGAGGUUGACAUGUCCUAUUCCUCAUUGAUUGGAACCAAGGUAUUAAACAACAGGAGUAUUAGCUAGAUUCAACCAUUGUCACAGUUAACCUUGACAUGAGUUUACAAUCUUGAGGCACAUAAUAGAAAAGUAUUUUAUUAUUUGCUGUUUAUUCUUUUUAAAAAGUAUGCAACUUCCUGUUAUAUAAAGACACCAAUUUCAUCCAUACUGGAAGGACUACAGCAUUACAGUGGUGUGAAAUUUUGGAUUAUAUUGACAUUGUAGCUACGUUGUUCUUUGAUUAAAUAUCUUAUGCGCUACAUAAAUUCAAGUCAUCAAUGCACCUGUUUGUUGUAAGUGAAAAUUGUUAUGAUGACCAAUCGAUUCUUCAUUUCUUCUAUGCUUGCAACACAGAGGAACAGCUUGUGAACCAGAAAUCUUGUGAAAGAAUGAAAAAGUUGCAUUCACAUUAUAUUUACAUCAUUUAUGAUAUAUACUUUCAUCCAGCCACCUUCACAUUUAAAAUAAUUAAUUCAAGCCUUUAGCAAUAUCCCAUGUGCCUGCUAAAUGAUAU